Pieris macdunnoughi is the source of this 357-nucleotide messenger RNA. Lineage: Eukaryota; Metazoa; Arthropoda; Insecta; Lepidoptera; Pieridae. The record is from the annotation of a GenBank genome assembly.
AUGUAUAAGGUAAAACCUCAUAAUGUUAGUAUUAAUGACCAUCUGCUGCUGCUCACCACAAGCCUAGCACGUUCUGGAGACGAAGUGCGGGCGGGAAGCGUUCAAGCAAUUGGGAUCCAGCGUUUAGAUUGGCCAGCUCGAAGUCUUGACCUCAAUCGAAUUGAGCAUGUCUGGGAUGUUCUAAAGAAGACAUGUAAGAUCAGUGCUACCUGCUCCACAAGACAACAGAGGGUUAAAAAGAGUCAUUGCAAUUUGCAGAAGAGUGGGAACGCAUUCCUCGGAAUUAUUAAAAACGUCGUGGAAAGCAUGGCCAGAAUUCACGCUGUGACUUUGACAAGUGGUCACACUGGUUAUUAG